CUUCUCUCCACCUUUUUUUAUUUUCUUUUCUUUUUUUAAAAAAAAAAAUAAUUGUUAUUAUUAAAUUCUAAAUAUAUCAAUUCAAUUAUGGCUGCUAAGGUUUACAUUAUUAUUUACUCUCUUUACCAUCACAUCUACACUCUUGCCAAGGAAGUUCAGAAGGGACUUGAAGCCGCUGGUGUAGAUGCUAAAAUCUUUCAAGUUCCCGAAACACUCUCUGAAGAGAUUUUGACCAAGAUGCACGCACCCGCUAAGCCUGAUGUUCCAGUGAUUACAGUGAAAGAUUUGAAUGACGCAGAUGGUUUCUUGUUUGGUAUUCCUACUCGUUUCGGUACUAUGCCUGCACAAAUCAAGGCCUUCUUGGAUGCUACAGGUGGUCUCUGGGCCUCUGGUGCUCUUGCUGGUAAGUUUGCUGGUACCUUCUUCUCUACUGCCUCUCAACAUGGUGGACAAGAGACGACUGCAUUUACAACCAUUACCUAUUUCGCUCAUCAUGGCAUGAUCUAUGUUCCUCUUGGCUUUAGCUCUCCUCAUCUCUUUGAUAACUCUGAAGUGGUGGGUGGCUCUGCUUGGGGUGCAGGUACAGUUGCAAAUGGUGAUGGUAGUCGUCAAGUAACUCAAAAGGAACUUGAAAUUGCUCAUACUCAAGGUGAAAACUUUGGUAAGAUCGUCUCUACCUAUGUCAAUGGUAAGACUGCUUAAAAACCACCACCACCAUCACCAUCACCAUCACCACCUCUACGCCUUUCUUUUCCUUUUUUUUUUAUCCUACCUUUCAUCAUCUUUAAUUUCAAGUUAUUAUCAUUUAAAUAAACCUAUUUUAGUAUUGUAAUAUCUAGUAAAACAGAAAA
Molecule: messenger RNA, 851 nt
Organism: Cokeromyces recurvatus
Lineage: Eukaryota; Fungi; Mucoromycota; Mucoromycetes; Mucorales; Mucoraceae
Product: NAD(P)H:quinone oxidoreductase, type IV
Exons: 1
Coding region: 88-702 (204 amino acids)
Molecular function (GO): NAD(P)H dehydrogenase (quinone) activity; FMN binding
Source: RefSeq, a predicted model, not a curated record